GCACACCCAGACACGCACGUUCAAGGGGGACCAAGACCAGACAAACAUGUCCAAAUGCGCACCAGUUUGCAGACACAACCCGGGCACGCUCAUCCAUCAAAACCCGCACCUGCUCGGACCAGAACGCUUUAACUGUCCUCUCGUUUCGUCCGUGUGACUUAACCCAGUUUCGAUUGUGAUUCAAAACGAGUUCCAGCAAUGUAGUUGUCAUCGAGUGGUGAGCGUCGCUGUGACUGUGGGUGACUCAGGGGGACGGAGGGGGGGCGCUCUGGUCUGCUCAGAGCAGGACGCAGGAGAUAGUCGCUCUCCAAGGUGCUGAAAGUGGGAGCGCUGCCUCGGUCUUGCCUGUUCACAACGAACGCCGCCUCAACUGCAGACGUCCAGCAACGACUGCCUUCCUCCUCUCCUGCUUUAGUUUGUCCACUCUUUAAGCGGCACCUGUGCGGAUUUAUGAUGUCGUGUCAUCACUGGAUGUACAGUCACAUUUAUACAACAACGACUGCUGUGAUAUAUCUUUGGAAAUACUGAACUGACUGGAUUCUCAGGGACCAAAGGAGGAUUUUUUCCCUCCCUUGCAGGUUUCUUAAGCCUUUUUUUUUCUUUGCCGCAUGCCGCUGAGCGUGAACUGCGAUUUUGUCUACUAAAGGUGAGUUGAAUGAAUUAUUAUGAGGAAGGCGCACUUUUUCAUGGAUGUCGUUUGCUGUGGACUGGAAAGGAGGAAACAGGUCUCCAAAAGACUCGUUUUCCAUUGACGUUGUAAGCUCGGAAACAUAAAGGGGGGAUUGGGGAUAUCAGGUGGAGUCUGGAGAAAUUACCGAUUGGAUGGUGAAGUUUCAGCCGAUGAGGCGACAAUCUUUGAUCUGCUCUGGUCCUCUGUUGUUGGCUUUCCAGGCGCUACACCGAGGGAAUAACAAACAGUUUUACCGCGGCCUGAACAUAAAUAAAUACAGUAAAAAGCACAGGUCUUCAUCAGUCCAUGAUGGUGGUGAUCAUUAAACCCUGCGUGGAUCCGGGGAGGAUACCGGCUUAGAAAUGACAUCCACGCAGUCGUGCUAAAUGUGGAUGUCAGUUCCGCGGCGAGGGAUGGGUCCUCCCCUUUCGGCUGCCUCUUUCCUCCUCCUCCUCCUUCUCCUCCUCCUCCUGUCCCUGAGCGCCGUGUCCGCGGCCAGCGUGGGGAAUGCCGAGGAUUACGCCGCGGACGAGGCGGAACGGACCGCCGCCGACAACAUCGUCUUUGAUGACUACCGGGGCAAAGGAUGCGUGGACGACAGCGGCUUCGUAUACAAACUGGGGGAGCGCUUUUUCCCGGGACACUCUAACUGCCCGUGCGAGUGCACGGAGGACGGGCCGGUGUGCGACCAGCCAGAAUGCCCCAAACUGCACCCUAAGUGCACCAAAGUGGAGCACAAUGGAUGCUGUCCCGAGUGUAAAGAGGUGAAGAACUUUUGCGAGUACCGCGGGAAAACACAUAAAAUACUAGAAGAAUUCAAGCCGUCGCCCUGUGAAUGGUGCCGCUGCGAACCAAAUAAUGAGGUGCACUGUGUGGUGUCCGACUGUGCCGUCCCAGAGUGCGUCAACCCUGUGUAUGAGCCAGAGCAGUGCUGCCCCAUCUGUAAAAACGGUCCAAAUUGCUUUGCUGGAACAACGAUCAUCCCAGCCGGGAUCGACGUGAAGGUGGACGACUGCACCAUCUGCCGCUGCCACAAUGGAGACUGGUGGAAACCUGCGCAGUGUUUGCGGCGGGAGUGCCUCAACGGUCCGUCACUGUCAUAGAGAGACUCCACGGGGAUGGUGGAUAAGCUCAGGCAAGGCUCUGCCUACUGCGCCAUUUUGUAUGAUUGACAGGGCAGGAGCACAAUUCCUUAAAAAAAAACAAAAAAAGAAAGAGAAAAAAAGAAAACAGAAACAGCAGCUCUCGCAAAGCUUCAACACAACUUUAACCAGAGAGAAGAUGAUGGAACUUGUCUCACGGCUGUUUCUCCCCUCCAGUUUUACUCGUUCUAUAUAUUUUCAAAAGUUGACUCGCUUCACUUGCUGCUCUCAUUCAGAAAGUUUCUAAGCUCUUUGAACUCCUUCCUGUCUACUGUCAAUGUUGAACGGUCAUGUCAAUUUCUGUAUUUACGUCAUGAGUUUGCUGUAGGUGUCUAUCUCCGCCUACUGGUGUUCCAACUGUGUGUGUGUGGGGGGGGGGGGGGGGGGGGGGGGGACAAUCGGAAAGCACACUUUGCAGCACCUCUUUUUCCUGAUCAGUCAAGUCUGACACUGCAAAACUCUUACCUUCAUUCUGAGCUUGUUUACAAACCCACAUCUCACACUGUUUGUUCUUGGUUAGACUUUCUAUCUGAAGCACCACUUAAAAGAUGUUGUUGUCAUAUUUUAUAAAUCACAAUGAAAGCUCCCAAUAAUGCCAUCAAUAAGCCAUCGCAUCGUGUCAGAUCUCUGUAUAGUAGCAGCACAAACAGAAUGAGUUAGCAGUACCAUAUGUAGCUGAAGAGCAAACAAAGUGGUACCCGCUUCAACUGAAGAAGUGUGCCAAAAAAAUUAAAAAAUAAACAGGAGAAAAACCCUGGGAAAGUCUUUUCACACCAACUGGUUUGACUGUCUUUUCCUCUGGGGUCCACAUUCCGCAAAACAUUCCCCACUUACUAGCUGCUUGAACUUGUUAUCAAAGCAGUUAGCGAGCCAAGAGCAGCCUGCUUUAAUUUUCCUUAAUCAGGAGUAUUCUGUGAUAAAUCACCCAGCUGGGUGCUAGGCUCUGCUGCAGCCUGCACGCUGGGCACAUUCAGCAAAAACCAUCAGACUAAAAGAAGGGAAUCCGCAUCCCGGAUUAAUGCUUUUAAGCAGUAUUCAUAGGAAUAAUGUCCAUGUGAGAUACGCAUGGGCGCCAUUCAUCUGCGGGCUUUGUUUAUUGCUCUGAUCUCAGAAAUACUCUUACACCCAUAAAUAAGACUUGUUAGGAGAUCAAGCUGUUCCUCAUAAGAUUAUGUCACAGAUUAAGUCCUUCUGUUGUUUGAAUGUCCUAGUCAUAUAGGUGCAGCUAAAGCUGAGGCUAUAACAUUGCAGACAGGUUUCUGUAUGAAGUUUUUUUGGGUUUAGCAGUUGUCAAGUGGUUCAGUCGCAGAGGAAAAGCGCCCUGAAGACGAGACAUUUUUUGAGAUGAUAAAUACAAGUCGUUAUUUCCAAAGGUUAGCUCAUGCUUUUUGUCAUUUGAAUUUCAUCCAUUUCCAGAAAAUCUGUCAUCCUGCUAACCUUUUACACCCACGUUGUGAUGGAUGAGCUGCUUAAUAAUAAGACCAUGCACUCUGGAAUUAGACAAAAAAAAAGAACACGAGAUUAAAAAAAGGAGGGGGGGGACAACAAAUUAAGGGUUUAAUUAUCUUAUAGGAUGGUAAAUUCAGUCUUUGGAAAGACCUGCAUGUGUUCUGUUAAACUGAGAGAAAGGAAAUCAGUUGGACAAAGUUCAGGCUUUCGAUCAACAAUAGUUUGCGUCAUGUUUGUCAUUGAGCCGCAUUGAUUUAGGAUCUUCCAGUGUGCACAGACAGACCAUCAGUUUGGCUUAAGAUCUUGCAGGUUUACAAAACAAAAUUGAAGUAAAAGGUUGACGCCCGAGUUACAGCCCGAGUAAUCUAGAAAUUCAACUUUAAAAAAUAAAAAAGUAGAUUCAUUUAUCCCCAUCACUCUAAAUGCCACGUAAUUGUUCCACCUUUACAUGUAUCAAAAAAGAAAAAGUGGGUACUUUGAGAUAGCUGCAGCUGAGACAGUCAUGGGAGGGUGCCAGCUGACGGGGCUCAAAGGCACUGCUGCCACCACAGAUGCCUUAUUGCUACUGUUCCAGAUAAGAUUCACAAAGCAUGGCCUUUGGCAUCACACAGAAUGAACAGCCCGAACUGCUUUAAGAGCAAGCUUGUUUCACUGCUCCGUGCAGCCGUUUAUUGCAGUGUAUUACCCACAACUAUUCAUUGUUUUAUCUCGAAACAUUCCAGAAACAGCCAGUGGGUUCAACAGAAAGUAAAACAACAAGUGCAGUUCAUUUUAAGCCAAAACUGCAGCACCGGAGCUAAAAAUAAAUGGCACCAUUUGUUAGAUGCAAGGAGAGAGAGCUACAACUCUGGCAGAUAUGAUUUGCAAACUAAAGCAACUUCAAGCUCAUGGCAAUAUGACAUUGUGACUCAUUGUGCUGUUUCUCUGAUGCGAGCUCCUCCAUACUCCAACGCCUCUGAAGUGCAGAGCGUUUAGGCCGCUCCAACGUUGGCAGCUUGUUUCACUGAUUUUGUGAACUGCUUUCAUUGGCUGAAAGUAGGAGUGGAGAGGGUGAAGUGGUAGUCAACAGAAAGUUAAACUGUCACGACUUAGAUCAAGUGUCAUUCCAUGGGUCAACGCCCAGUCGUUUUGCAGAAAGAUCAAACAUGAAAAGCAGCUUUAUAAAGAAAGCAGCUUGUUCCUCUGGUCUCUAAGUAAGUAGACAAUUGAGCGCAAAUGAUUCCAGUGCCUCUCGUGAAGGUACAAGAGAUUUUAAAGCAAUGCAUUGUGGGUCAUUUGUCACAAGAAAAAGGCAGCGUUUAAAAAACACAAUUAUCAAUCGAAACAGAUCCUGUGUGUGCAACUUACUUACCUGAGCAUUCAAAGAAAAUUAUCUUUCAAACACACAAGUAUACUGAUCAACUGUGGAGCCUGGCUUUUAUUUUCUUGGAAGAAACUUGAGUCUCUCCGUCUGUCGGUGAAUGUCUAUUCAAACGGCCCCAUUGUCCUCCCUCCCAUUAUGAAAACCACAGGUAUGUAAGAUAAGCAUUUUGUACAGGUGCACCAUUUGCUUUUUCCUUGAGACACCGACUCACUGUAGCUGGAAACUGAAAGAUUGUUUUUUUUCUCCUUCCUUUCUUUUGUUGUUUUGUUUUUCAGCAAGAAAACUGUUACAUAAAGUGUGCCUGAAAACCAACGGUGAUGUUGUUAACGAAGAGAGAAACACUGUUACAAUCAAUUGUAUUAUAUAUCUUUUUUUGUUUUUUUAAGAGCCCCAAGGGUUUGCUCCUGUUGUGCUGAGAGGAGACAAACCAAAUGAAUGCUUUAAAAUCAGGAGCCACUUUGAUUGUAUAUGAUUUCAAACAAGUUUGGCCUCAAAUGGAACAGAAGAGCCCUCAAUCUCAAAAGCAACCCUUGGCGCUCUGUAUUUUGUUCAUAUGUAAAUAUCUUCAGACAUAUGAUGUGUAUUAUGAAAUGGAGUAAAAAAAAAUGAAUUGACAUCAC
Oryzias latipes (Japanese medaka) is the source of this 5244-nucleotide messenger RNA. RefSeq names its product von Willebrand factor C domain containing 2 like (gene vwc2l). Gene Ontology annotation, biological process: negative regulation of BMP signaling pathway. Lineage: Eukaryota; Metazoa; Chordata; Actinopteri; Beloniformes; Adrianichthyidae. The record is from RefSeq and is a predicted model, not a curated record. Gene Ontology annotation, cellular component: AMPA glutamate receptor complex. Gene Ontology annotation, molecular function: protein binding.